GGUGUGAUGAUGAUGGUGGAUGCAGGGAGAGGCAGUCCAGGACUGGCGUGAAAUCGUGACCUACUUCUCAUACCCAAUUCGGGCUCGUGACUACUCAAGGUGGCCAGACAAGCCCGAGGGAUGGAGGGCAGUGACCCAAACCUACAGCGAUAAGCUCAUGGGGCUGGCCUGCAAGCUCCUGGAGGUGCUGUCUGAGGCCAUGGGACUCGAAAAGGAAGCCCUGACCAAGGCCUGUGUCGACAUGGACCAAAAGGUUGUGGUCAACUUCUACCCCAAGUGCCCACAGCCCGACCUCACCCUUGGCCUCAAGCGUCACACCGACCCUGGCACCAUCACCCUCCUCCUCCAGGACCAGGUGGGAGGCCUCCAGGCCACAAGGGAUGGCGGCAAGACUUGGAUCACUGUUCAGCCCGUUGAAGGUGCCUUCGUUGUUAACCUCGGUGACCAUGGCCACUACCUAAGCAAUGGGAGGUUCAAGAACGCUGAUCACCAGGCAGUGGUGAACUCCAACUACAGCAGGCUAUCGAUUGCCACAUUCCAGAACCCAGCCCCUGAGGCGAUCGUGUACCCAUUGAAGGUCAGAGAGGGGGAGAAGGCCGUGUUGGAGGAACCCAUCACUUUUGCAGAGAUGUACCGAAGGAAGAUGAGCAAGGAUCUGGAGCUGGCCAGGCUUAAGAAGUUGGCCAAGGAGCAGCAAUUGCAGGAACUAGAGGAGGCCAAGCUGGAGAGCAAAACCAUGGACCAGAUUUUUGCCUAGAUUUUUUUACUACCAUGGUGUAAUGGCCCAAUCUCUCCCCCCGCCCUUUUCCUUUUCUUGCUUUAUGUGGGCUCUUCACUUAUUUUCUACUGGGGUUUCUGAUUGGGCGAUCGCUUCAUCGUAAGAUAAAUAAAGGCAAAAAUGUCAUUUGCAAUGUAAA
Messenger RNA from Macadamia integrifolia, 917 nucleotides. Its product is annotated as naringenin,2-oxoglutarate 3-dioxygenase. The record is from RefSeq and is a predicted model, not a curated record. NCBI's taxonomy places the organism in Eukaryota, Viridiplantae, Streptophyta, Magnoliopsida, Proteales, Proteaceae. The transcript is spliced from 2 exons. The coding region runs from base 20 to 757 and encodes 245 amino acids.